AUGAAUUAUAUUAACGCAGCUAAAAAGGUUGGUCAUUUCGUAGGAAAAGAGGUGACUAAACAUACUGGCACCAAAACCUAUACUGAUAAGGAUAAACAACAAAUCGCCCAAGCUACUGAUGCAUCUUCAUCUGACACAUCCACCCCACUACAGGUGUUGAUAUAUACCCAUAAUAUCCGUUUCGAUACAAAGAACCUUGUUGAUGGAGAGAAACCAUGGUCAGAGAGAAGACUGGGAGUUAUCCAAUUGAUUAAACAAGCGACGGCUAAUCCCAAUUUACCUGCAAUAGUAGCGCUUCAAGAGGUGUUGCAUAACCAGUUACAGGAUAUUUUGCAAGGAUUAGGACCAGAAUGGACAUACUUUGGCGUUGGCAGGGAUAAUGGUGAUACCCAAGGAGAAUAUUCACCGAUACUAUACAAUAAACAAGACUGGGAACCGGUGUUCACAAAGACUUUCUGGUUAAGUGAAACUCCUAGUAAGCCCAGCAAGAGCUGGGAUGCGGCAUUGAACCGAAUUGUCACCAACGCUAUCUUAAAGAAUCGUAAAGUUGCCCAUAAAACACUCAAUAUGUUUAAUACUCAUUUCGAUCAUCGUGGGAAAGAAGCUAGAAAGCAAAGUUCGUUAUUGAUUGUUAAGUUGAUGAAUGAGGCGCCAGUGGCAAAACUGGUGUUGACAGGAGAUCUAAACAGUGAACCUAGUGCCGAAGGCUACCAGUCGUUGAGCAAAUAUUUACAAGAAUCAGGAGUCAAGGCUCAAAAAAUUGAAGGUGAACGAAGAACAUGUACAGGUUUCAGUAAUGGUGGUGAUGGCGAGUCAAUAAUUGAUUUUGUUUGGACGAGUAAGAAUGUACCUAUAAUGUACCAUACUACACAGAGUCAAUAUUGUGGUGGUGGUGGUAGUGCUGGUGGACAAGAGUGUUUAUGUAGUGAUCAUCGUCCGGUGAUAGCAAUUGUUGAGAUAUAA
Molecule: messenger RNA, 963 nt
Organism: Lodderomyces margitis
Lineage: Eukaryota; Fungi; Ascomycota; Pichiomycetes; Serinales; Debaryomycetaceae
Product: endonuclease/exonuclease/phosphatase family protein
Exons: 1
Coding region: 1-963 (320 amino acids)
Molecular function (GO): 3'-5'-RNA exonuclease activity
Source: RefSeq, a predicted model, not a curated record